Messenger RNA from Argentina anserina (silverweed cinquefoil), 459 nucleotides. RefSeq lists its product as uncharacterized. The record is from RefSeq and is a predicted model, not a curated record. The transcript is spliced from 2 exons. Bases 1 to 459 code for a protein of 152 amino acids. Lineage: Eukaryota; Viridiplantae; Streptophyta; Magnoliopsida; Rosales; Rosaceae.
AUGAAGAAUUUCAAGGCUUUCAGUGUUCUAGGGCUUCUGUUUGCCCUUGUUCUCAUAUCUUCCGUUGUCACAGCUGAUGAGAAAUCCAAAGAGGACAAUACAGCGGUAGUAGAUGGGGCAACAAAGGACACGAAUCCGGUGACGGGCGAUGCGGAAGAACAAAGAUCCACCGCUAAUGUCAACCCUGAUAGAUAUGGCUGGGGAGGCGGCUGGGGAGGACGAGGUGGUGGCCGGGGAGGUGGACGAGGCGGAGGUGGAUGGGGAGGUGGACGAGGCGGAGGUGGCUGGGGAGGUGGAAGAGGCGGUGGUGGAUGGGGAGGAGGCAGUGAUGAGGCUGAAGUAGUCAAUCCUGAUGGAUAUGGCUGGGGAGGCGGCUGGGGAGGAAGAGGAGGUGGCUGGGGAGGAAGAGGUGGCGGAUGGGGAGGACGAGGAGGCGGAUGGGGAGGCGGUGGUUGGUGA